AUGACAGCACCGGAGAAAGACUGCCAGAAGUGCAGAUCUCGCCGUAUUAAAUGCGACAGGAAUUUUCCUACUUGCCUCAAGUGUGCGAGUAGAUCUCUUGAAUGCCCAGGCUAUUCUAGAAGGAUCAAGUUCAUCCUCGGAGCCUCCCAGAAGCGAGCGAAACCCGUCGCGAAGCCUCGGCAGGAUGGAUUACUGAAAAGGCCAGAUAUAGGCCAUGGCAAUCUGAUCCUUGAUAAAUCAGGUGGAAAAUCGAUUACCAAGAAACAUCGGCAUUCCAUAGCGUCGAUCAGCGUGAGCGAAAUAAGAUCGCCUUGUGUGUUUUACGCUGUGCUUGCCCUUGCGGCAGCAAACUUGCACGUCAGCUUUCAGUCGGACAGUCCCUACAAGUUAUUAUCUUUCAAGAUAUCGCAGACCUAUCGCCAAAAAACAGUGUUUCUCUUGACGCACCACCUGAGUCUCGCCCGUCGCUCCUACAAAGAAGAAACCAUGGAAGGGCAUUCUCAACGUUUCAGAGAGUCGCUUGCAGCAACAUUGCUUCUUUGGCAUCUCGAGAUGCAUUUCCCUUCAGAUUCAUUAUGGAAACUGCAUCUUAGAACAGCACAAGCUCUAACACACGGGUAUAGCCAAAAACAAGUUUCUCUCCAAGAGCCUGAUGCAUGCAAUGAUUUCCUCUUAUCGGAAUUUUAUUGCGCUACAAUUUGGCCACGUCUCACGUUGAGCAUCGACAUGGACGAGGAAAUCGUGAUACCACCGUUGAAUGACAAAACUGAUCCUUUUAUUGGAUUUGUUAAGCUGAUGCACCGAAUAAUCCUACUGACACCUUGGUCCGCAAAUGCUUCUUCUGCAGGUAAUCCGAAUAGACCAAUGGAUGUUGCCGAGUUAGAGAUUCAAGCCGCAUGUAUUAGACAAGAAAUACUUUCCAUGCUGGACAAGAGCAACUUGAGCCUGGCGAAAGAGAAGCUUGCGGACGUGGUGCAUGUGGUUGAUGCGUGGUUUUAUGCCAUUAUCAUAUUUGGUUACCGGGUCAUUGGUCCAUCGCAUGGAGAUGAAAAAGUCAUAGAAAGUGAUUGCGAGUGUCUUUUCGAGGCCCUUCAAUCGCUUUCUAGUCCUUUAUCUUUUGCCCAGAAUCAACCCUGGCCACUUUUUAUUGCCGGAACCGAGUGUGUGGGGAAUAAGGAUAGACAGAUGUGGGUAGAGUCUCGGUUUCAUGGCCUGAUCAAAUUGGUUUGUCCUUUGGAUAGGCCACGAAUGCUUGAGUUUUUGAAGGAAUGGUGGCUCAAAGCUCGUACUGGGUCCGCUCGGGCAGAUUGCUGGAUAAAAUUUAGGCAAGAAGCGAAGCUUAACAAAGAGUUUAUAAUUUGGUGA
This is a messenger RNA of Penicillium cosmopolitanum, 1365 nucleotides long. RefSeq names its product Zn(II)2Cys6 transcription factor. The transcript is spliced from 3 exons. Gene Ontology annotation, biological process: regulation of DNA-templated transcription. Gene Ontology annotation, molecular function: DNA-binding transcription factor activity, RNA polymerase II-specific; zinc ion binding. Lineage: Eukaryota; Fungi; Ascomycota; Eurotiomycetes; Eurotiales; Aspergillaceae. Bases 1 to 1365 code for a protein of 454 amino acids. The record is from RefSeq and is a predicted model, not a curated record.